AUGGGGUCUGCGGGGCGGCGGCGACGGAGGCAGGCGCAGGCGGCAGCAGCUCGAAGGGCAUACACAGUGCACACGGAGUUCGCGGAUGGGAGGGCAAGCUGCUCGGCGGCCUCGGAUGCGGCCCUUUGCUCGCCUCACCGUGGAGAUGCGCCAAGUUCCGCCGAGUCGCGAACGCGGGAAUCCCAUGACGCUUCGCAGACCAAGCCGCAGGGCGUCGAGGCCAAGCCGCCUGCCUACAGUGUGACACGCGAGCAGGUUUUCCAGCUCAGCCGGGAGCCCCAUGAGGCCUUGGCUUUCUGCUCGCCCGGCAACUGGAUGCUCUCCUGCACGUCUUCCUUGGCGCUGCCUUCGGCCGCCGGCGAGCCCCUUCCGGGGGGCGACGAACGGCGGGCGCCGCCCGCGGGGGGCGGCGGCGGAGAGGGCGGAGAAACUUCCCUUCCCUGUUGUCUCGAGUUUGCGGAGGUCAUGCCCACGCACGGAGCAAGCGACUCCGUGGUGCCGGAGGCGCAGAGGGCAACUCCAGCGGCCAGUGCGGUGGAGACGCUGCGCAGAGUCGAGCCCGCUCGCGCCGCCUGCAGCCAUGAAACAGAGGCGCCGGACGAGGCGGGGGAUGGCCUAGGGGACGGCACCGAACCUCACGGGUACGCCACCCAGGGUUCGCUAGAGCUGCAGGGGCAAAACGGGAAGACAGGCGGAGUCGAGGAAGAAGCACACAGACGGCAGACGCAAAGUGAAACUGAGAGGGUGCCUCGAGGUAGCGAAAGAUGCCAGCCACUGCCCCGGUCGUUCAGGAAGAAGGCCAGCCAGAGCGAAAGAUCGCAAAGCGGGAAAGCGGGAGAGGUCGCGUGGCGACCUGUACGAAGUCAGCGACCGCCACACGCCGGGAUGCCUGCGUCAGAGCUCGAGCAAUCGACGAUCUGUUCUGCCGCUCGCAACGGGCUGUCUGCUGCGGCUUCGUUGUCUUUGCCCAGAGAGACUGAAGCAGCGGCGUGUCACACGACAGAUACGAGAGGCCUAUCUUGCUGCAGGGCUUCCGCGGAUGGCCAUGCUGCAGAGGGAAUGUCUGCUGACUCAGCCCGGCACGCGCGCGACCGCCAGCUGCCCGCCCUCUCGUCGUCGAUUUCCUCCACCGGGCCUAGGGAUCUGUCCAACUGCUCUCAACGUCGCGGCGCGGUUGCUCCCGACGCUGCAGCGCCGGCGGACGAGCCCGUCCAGGGGCCACGCACGAGCCGAGAGGCUUCAGACGGCGGUGCGGAAAACAUCGGCUCUCGCGGGUGCGGCAUGUCGGCUUGCAGAGGGGGAGUUCGUGCGCGUGAGCGAGCGAGGGACCUCGGAGACCUUGUGGCAGCCUCGCCUGGAUCUCCACAUCGUCGUAUUCCAAGUAAGAAAUGUCGAAAUCACGUGCUUAUCCCAGCGAUCGGCGUAGAGCCGGGUCGCGCGUCGUCCGAGAAGUUGCCGAGCGCACAGGCGCUCAACAAGCAGGCCCGGUGCAGUGCUUCCGUAUAG
Molecule: messenger RNA, 1506 nt
Organism: Besnoitia besnoiti
Lineage: Eukaryota; Apicomplexa; Conoidasida; Eucoccidiorida; Sarcocystidae
Exons: 1
Coding region: 1-1506 (501 amino acids)
Source: RefSeq, a predicted model, not a curated record